This is a messenger RNA of Closterium sp. NIES-67, 8652 nucleotides long. Lineage: Eukaryota; Viridiplantae; Streptophyta; Zygnematophyceae; Desmidiales; Closteriaceae. The record is from the annotation of a GenBank genome assembly.
GGGGAAGCAUGGUUGACUUCCUAGCCAGCCUUAGGUACCAUUGAAUUUGGCGCUUGUUCGGGGAAGCAUGUCAGGAGCUUCUAGAUAUUUCAGCCAGCCUGGCAGCUGCUGGUAAUGGAACUCAAAUUUAGAUCGUACCCCGCUUUUCCAAGUUCUCUGGCCCAAUGGCGGACAUUUGCGAUGAAUCGCCAAGAGCUGGUCCGCUACAACGUGUAGCAAGGAACAUUUUGACCUCAUCUCCAGAAAAAAAUACAGUGACUUUGCAGCCACCGUCGCCGCAUGACCAGUCGCAGGAGUCGCAGGAGACGCCGCAGCAGUCGCAGCAGUCGCAGCUGGCGUUCGCGAAAGCGUUAUUCCAGCGACUGCAAGCCGGCGCUCACGUUUUUCUCCCCGACACUCCCGCUUCUGCCGCUUCUGCGCACCUGGCGGACCUUCCGACCCCUCCUUCCGCCGUUCCUCCCCGUUGCCCCGCCUCCGCUUCCGCCGAUCCCCCUGUUCCCGCUUCCGCUUCCGCCAAAGAGAUCAAAUCCGACACUGUAUACCCGUUCAAAGAGGACCUCGAGGGGCAUGGCUUGUAUACAAACUUGAAUGGGUAUACAAGCUUUAAUGGGUAUACAAGCUUGACUGCAAGCUGGUGGAAGCCGAUGGGGGAGAGAAGGACGAGGGAGGGAGGUAUGGGGAAGGAAGAGGGGAAGGAGGAGAAGGGUGAGGAAGUGGGGGCGGAGAAGGAGAAGGUAGGGGAACGGACGGGGGCGAAGAGAGGAGAGAAGAAGCGGAAGGGCAAGUAUGCGAAUAAUAGGCCUGAAAGGUUACUAGUGAACUCGGGGUUAGCAGAUUGGGUUACCAGCCAGCAGCUGAAUCUACUGGCAGUCACUGGGGGGGGUAUGGUUGAGGGGGUUGGAUUGGAUGGGGUAGGGGAGGAGAUUGGAGAGAGGACUGGGGUGGUUGAGGCUAUUUUUGAGGCGCCUAAAAAAUGGAUGGUUGAGGCUGGGACAGCAAGGAAGGUGAGAAGGCGUAGGAGUGUGGAGGAGGUUGUUGCUCAGCUAAGAGCCAGUCAGGUUGGAAUUGUUAGCACUCAUAUACGAGCCUGUUUGGCUGAAAGUGUUCGCACUCAGCUAAGCGGCAGUGAUAGAGGGAGUGGUGGCGGUCUCGGGGUAGAGAGUGGUGCAGAGGAGCUGAAGAGCAGAGUGAGAGAAGGAGCGGGCGUUGCUGUUUCAGAAGGUGAGGGACAUGAGAGACGUGCGAAGCAGCAAGAGUGCGUGUUGAAGGGAGGAGCGGAAGAGGAAGGAGGAGAGGGGAAAGAGGAGGAGAAGGAAGAGGAAGGAGAGGAGGAAGACGAGAAGGGUGGUGCUGAGGAGGUGAGGAGUCCAACGAGUGAAGGACAGGGUGGCGUUUCGGCCUGUGAGAGACAAGAGAAGAAAGGGAAGAAGCCGCAAGAGUGUGGGUUGGAGAAGAAGAAGCAGGAUGGGAAGGCAGAGGAGAAAGGGGAGGAGGCAGCAGCGGACGAAGCCAAAGAAGAAAAAGACAAGAGAGUAAAGGAGAAGCGGGAGGGAGAGGAGGUUGCGGAGAAAGGGGAGGAAUGUGCGAUGAGGGAGAAAGAGCAGGAGGGGGAAAAGGAAGAGGGGGAAGAGGUAGAGGGGGAAGAGGUAGAGGGGGAAGAGGUAGAGGGGGAAGAGGGGGCGGACAAGAAGGGAGAGGCAGUUAAGGGAGAAGAGAAGCAGGAGGAAGGGAAGGAGGAGGAGGAGAAACCGGGGGAGGAGAAAGAGCAGGGGGAGAAACGGGAGGAAGAGAAAGAGGCGGAAGGGGAGGGCGGGGAUGGCAAUGCGGCAAGGAAGAGGCAGCGGGAGGAAGAAGUCGAUUCCCCUUGGUGGUGGCGAGUUUUGGACGGACCUGAGGAGGAGGAGGGGUGGGUGGCAGGGGAGGGAGUGAGGAGGAAGCGGCCGAGAGAGAGGAGUGUGAGGGAGCUGCUGAGUGCCACGUCAGCAGUGGGGAAGCGGGUGAUCUGGUGGCGGAACAAUUAUAAGGGGAAGGGGAAGGGCAAGGGGGAUGGGGGCAAGGGGAAUGUGGGAAAGGGGAGUUGGGGGAAGGGCCGUUGGGGAAAGAAAUUUGAGGGGAAGGGGAAGGGGAAAUGGAAAGGGAAGGGGAACGGGAAAGGCAAGUGGGCGCGGAAAGGGAAGGGGGAGGCGGAGGGGGAGGGGAAUGAGAAGGGGGAGAGGAGUAAUGGAGAUGGAUGGGCGGGGAGACUGAGGGGAAGGGAGAGGGGAGGAGGGGAUGUUCCAGAUACGAAUGUGCCUGAAACGAAGGUGACUUUUGAGUUGCCUCGAAGGUCUCCAAGAGAGAGGAGGGGAGUGAAUGCGCCAGUGCCAGAUACGAAGGCAGGCAAGAAGGCAGACACGACGGCAGGCAAGAAGCCAAGCACAGGAGCAAAUGGGAGGGAAGCAAUUGCCUCGAGGGGAGGGAAUUUCCAGGAGGAGAGGAGGGGAGGGAAUGUGCCACUGCCAGACACGAAGGCAGGCAAGCAGCCAAGCACAGGAGCAAUUGAGAGGGAGGCAGUUGUGACACGCCUCAAAACUAGGGAGAUGGGAGGAGGGAAUAUGGCAGAUGUUUCAAAUACGAGGGAAAGGUCAGGAGCAGAGGGAGGGGGGGCUGCAAGAGGUGCGGGUACUUCAACGUCAGAAGCAAGAAAGGUGUCGGUAGCUGGAAGGGGCAAGUCACCAGCAGCAGUACGCGGAAAGGGGUCCGUAGGAGUACGAGGAGAGGGGUCAGCGGCAGAAAAGGAUAAGGGGUCUGUAGCAGUAAGAGGAAAGGGGAGUGUCGCACGAAGGAGUGUUGCUGGUUUGGUGGCAGGAGGAGGGAUGGAGUGUGAGGAGGGGGAGGGAGAGGAGGGGAAGGAGGAGGAAGAAGAUGCAGAGGAGGAAGAGGAGGACGAAGAAGAGGAGGAGGAGGAUGAGGAGGAAGAGGAGGACGAAGAAGAGGAGGAGGAGGAUGAGGAGGAGGAGGAGGAGGAGGAGGAGGAGGAGGAGGAGGAGGAGGAGGAGGAGGAGGAGGAGGAGGAGGAGGGGAGGAGGAGGAAGAAGAGGAGGGGGAGGAGGAGGAAAGGAGGGAGGAGGAAGGGGGGAGUGAGGGCGGCCAGGAAGACCAGGGUAGAGAAGGGAGUGAGAAAGGUGGAAGAGGGGCGGCACGGGGGAAAAGGAAGUCAAGGGAGUGGGAGGAGAGGAGAGAAAAGACGAGGGAAUGGGAGGAGUGGGGAGAGGCUGAAGGGGAAGGGAGGAAUGUCUGAGGCGCAAGGUCACUUGGAAAGGUCUGAGGCGCAAGGUCACCCGUGUCCGAAAAGUGUGAGUGUGGGUCAAUUAGUUGGCAACAAGCAAGGGGUAGAGCAGAGAGGGGAGAGGGCAGAAGGUCGGGAGGAGGAGAGAAGAGCAGAGAAGGGAAGAGAGAGAAUGGAGUGGCAGGGGGGGGAGCAAGGAGGGGAGCAGAAGGAGCAGAGGGAGGAGUGGGAGUCGCAGAAGGAGGAGAGGGAAAAGAAGGAGCAGAAGGAGCAGAAGGAGGAGCGGAAGGAAAAGUGGAAGGCGGAGGGGAAGGAAAAGCAGGAGGAAGGAGUGGAGGAGCAAAGGGAGGAGCAGAGGGAGCGGCACAGGGAGCAGCAGAACCCUCCAGAUGUUGCUUCCCCUGGUGCCUUGGCUAGUUCUGUGGCGGCUCAAAGUGGGGAGAAGGGGCAGGUGCAGCCGUGCAUUCCACCUGUUUCUUCCCCUGGUGAUGAGAUUACUGGUUCUGAAGCGCCUCAAAAGGAGGAGCAGGGGCAGGUGCACCCGAGCCUCUCAGAUGUUGCUUCCCCUGGUGCUGUAAUUGUAGAGGCAGACACUGUUGCUGCUGUCGUGGGAAUGCCGACAGCAGCAGCAGCAACCGUGGGAGAAUCAACAGCAGAAGCAGCAACGGCUGGGGCUUUAACUGCAGCAGCAACGGCUGGGGCUUUAACUGCAGCAGCAGCAUUGUCCACAGGAGCACCACCACAAAAGGCAGCAGCAGCAGCAUCACCAUCACCACGAACAGUAGCAGCAGCAGCAGCAUCACCACCACAAGCGGCAUCAGCAGCAGCACCACCAUCACCACCACCAGAAACAGUAGCAGCAGCAGCAGCAGCACCAUCACCACCACCACCACCACCACAAAUGGUAGCAGCAGCAGCCACUAAGAAGCAACCUGCUCCCAUCAUAGCUCAACGGGAUGAUACAGGUGCUGGUGAAGGGGGUGUGACAGUACAGGGUGUGGCAGUACGGGGUGUGGCAGUACGGGGUGUGGCAGCAGCAUCACAAGCACAAACCGCGCCAGAACCAUCAUCACUGGCGCCACCACCACCGCAGGCAGCAGCACGAUCACCGUCACCACAAGCAGCAGCAGCAGCAGCAGCAGCAGCAGUGGCCAACAGCCUCGCAGCUGCAGUUGUGAGUGAUCGGGUUGAUGGAGGUGUGGCUGAUGGGGGUAUGGCAGCGGCAGCAGCACCACCACAAGCACUACAAACAGCACCGAAAGCAGCACUGGGAGCAGCACAAGGAAAACCACAGGCAGCAGCAGCAGCAGCAGCAGCAGCAGCAGUUGCUGCUAGCAUCCUCCCUGCUCCAACUGGGGGUGAUGCAGGUGUGGAUGAAGGGGGCGUGGCAGCAGCAGCAUCACCACCACCAGACGCAGCACCAAUACCACAGAGAGUAGCAGCAGCUGCUGCUGCUGCUGCCAACACCCCCCCUGCUCCAGCUACGAGCUAUAAGGGUGAUGCAGGUGUGACUGGUGGGGGUGCGGCCGAGAGGGGUGUGACUGAAGGGGGUGGUGGGACAGCGGGGCCACCACCACCACGGGAAGCAGCAUCACUGCUGCAAGCACCACCGCCACAGAAAGCAGCAGCUGCUGCCAACAGCCUCCCCGGUCCAUUUUCAGGCCAGCUGGGCGAUGCAGGUGUGGCUGAAGGGGCCGAGGCGGAAGGAGGUGUGGCAGCAACAGCACCACCACAGGCAGUACUGCACGCAGCAGCUGCUGAAGGGGGUGUGACUGAAGUGGAAAUGACUGAAGGGGGCGUGACUGAAGUGAAAGUGACUCAAGGGGGCGUGGUGGAAGGGGGUGUGGUGGAAGUGGAAGUGAUUAUAGAGGGCGUGAUAGGAGAGGGUGGGAACGAGGGCAGUGUGACUGAGGGGAUGAUUGUUGAAGGGAGCAUGACUAAAGCAGGCAUGACUGUGAGUGGCGUGACUGUAUGUGAAGUGACCCAUGUUCCAGAACAAAUGCAUUGCUCCAAGCUACUGGUGGCAUGCAAUGGAGUGUGUCGGGCUUGCUCCCCUCAGAAGCAAGAGCAGAGGGAAGUGGAGCAAAGGGAAGGGGAGCAGAGGAAAGGGGAGCAGAGGGAAGUGGAGAAGAUAAGCGCAGCACUGGGAGAGAACAUGGCUGCUGCUGCUGCUGCUGCUGCUGCUGCUGCUGCUGCUGCUGCUGCUGCUGCUGCUUCUGCUACUAACGAUGAUUCUGAUAGUGCUAACGCUGGUACCGAAGGAAGGGCCAGUCCACGUGCGGAAAGGGCUGGUGCGGAGGCAGGCACAGAUGCAGCUUACCUCAUGGCGCCACGUGGUGUUUCGGAGGUGGCCUGUGAAAGUUUUGAGUCGACUGAGUCGACUCAAAAGCUACCCUGUGAGAGGCUUCCAGAGGUUGCGGCGCUGACAGUUCAAUCCAUAGCCGCGGACACACUUCAUCCCACCCUCACUAGCGGGCAUGCCAAAGUUGGCACCUUGAGUCCUGCUGCCACGGCAGCUGCAGAAACGCCUGCAGCAGCAGUCAAGACAGAAGGACCUCUUACGAAAGAAGACGCAAUGAGAAUAAUACCCAGCCCCACCGACAGCCAUCCAGUUUUGACAAAACUACCCAGCCCCACCGACAGCCAUCCCACCCUCACUAGCGAGCAUGCCGAGGUUGGCACCUUGAGUCCUGCUGCCACGGCAGCUGCAGAAACGCCAGCAGCAGCAGUCAAGACAGAAGGACCUCUUACGAAAGAAGACGCAAUGAGAAUACCCAGCCCCACCGACAGCCAUCCAGUUUUGACAAAACUACCCAGCCCCACCGACAGCCAUCCCACCCUCACUAGCGAGCAUGCCGAGGUUGGCACCUUGAGACCUGCUGCCACGGCAGCUGCGGAAACGCCAGCAGCGGUCAAGACAGAAGGGAGGCCUAUAGUCGUGCCACCGGUGGCAGGGGGAACGGCAGUCUUACCUGCUGAAGCAGCCACAGCACCAACAGCAGCAACGGCAGCAGCAGCUGCAGCAGCAGGGAGGAAGCGGAAGAGGAGGAGGCUCAGGGCAUGGCUGGUGGAUGUGACUGGUCACACGCUGCUUCUCGGAACCUUCCCUGACGAGGAGGAGCGGCAGGCAGCUGUUUCCGGCGCGCUCAUGCUGCUGACUCACCACUGCACCUCGCCAGGUGGACCUGCUGCUGACGUGGCAUGCCAGGGACUGAGUGAUGAUGCGGCGGCGUCUCGAGGCAGGUCUGGCGGCUUGGCGUUUUGUAAUACUAAUGAGGACGUGGCAGCUAAUGCAAGGUUAUGCGUAGGUGUUGCUGAGACAGUGAUGAAUGGAAGGGGCAGAGCAAAGGAAGCAUGUGUUGCUUUAGCUGCGGCCGAGAGAGCAGGUGACAACAGCCGGUCCAAUAUAGCCGAGACACGAGCACGUGAGGGUUCUCUAGCGGCAGAAGCUAAGGCAGAGAGAAACGGAGAGAGAACGAGGGAGUUGAAAUGCGGAGCAAGACGAAAGGCAGAGAGGGAAGCACUGGCAGCAGACAUGGCAGCGAGAGGGAAGCAGCAGAGGGGCAGAGAUCAAAGGACUGUGGCUUUUGAGUCGACUCAGGGGUCCCCGGGACUCAAAAGUCGGCUCAGAAGUCAUUCUGAGUCGAAUCAAAUGGCACUGAAGGCCAAGUCACUGACGGCAGACGUGGCGGGGAGAGGGAAGAAGCAGAGGGGCAGAGAGAGAGGCACGGCGAGAGCUGCAGAGAAAGCAAGCUGCUCAGAGAUGCGUGAGGGUCUCGUUUUGAGGCGCCUCAGAACCAGAGAUGUGAGCGCUGCAGUGCAAGCAAGACCUGGGAGUGUUCCUUAUGUUGUGUGUGACUAUGACGAGAGUGAUGCUGACGAGGAGGAAAUGGGCUGGGACGGAGAUUCACCUGAGAUUUCCCCUGAGCAUUCACCUGACGAUUCGCUGGUGGAGAACCUGGGAAAAUUGUCUGGGCAACUACCUGGCAUGUGUGAUGUGGCAUGCGGAUCGAAUCUGCAGGCGAAUCCAGCGAACAGCAAUGCAACUGCUACUGCGACUGCAAAUGCAACCGGAAAUGCAACCAGAAAUGCAACCAGAAAUGCAACCGGAAAUGUAACCGGAAGUGUCGCAAGGAAGCGAACUGGGGGAUUGUACGGUACUGAAGAUGUAACUACGUUGCCAUGCAGUGGGCUUGCUAUGGUUCUGAAACUGAACAGCAUUGGUGUCGGCCUCCCUCUUGAAUCCAAGGGGAAUGCAGAAGAGAAAGAUGAGACAGAAGAAGGGGAGAAGAGAAAGGCAGGUGACAGACUGAAGAGCGGUAGGGGUGGGUUUAGGAAGGCAAGGGGUACACAAAAAGGGGCAGCAGCCAGUGGCGCUAGAGCAGCUGUAGCUGCUACUGCCAGUGCUGCUAAGCCAGCUGUAGCUGGUACUGCCAGCGCUAGGGCAGCUGUAGCUGAUAGUGCAGCAGUGCGCGGGCAAGGGAAGUUGGGGCCGGUGGGAGCAGCUGAGAUUGCAGAAGCAGGUACGGGAGGAGCAGUGGCAGCAGCUGCAGCCGUGAGUAGAAGGGGCAAGCGAAAAUCAGUGGGAGCCGCGGGGACUGCAGAAGCGGGUACAGGAGGGGCAGUGGCAGCCAGUGCAGCCAUGUGUAGAAGGAGCAAGCGAAAACCAGCUGGAGUCACAGAGACUGCAGACGCAGGAACAGGAGGAGCAGGCACGGGAGGAGCAGGUACGGGAGGAGCAGGUGCGGGAGGAGCAGGUGCGGGAGGAGCAGGUGCGGGAAGAGCAGGUGCGGUAGGAGCAGGUGCAGGAGGAGCAGGUGGAGGAGGAGCAGUGGCAGCAGCUGCAGCCAUGUGUAAAAGGAGCAUUCAAAAACUGAUGGAUGCGGCAGCAGCUGCAGACUCACCUGCUGUGGAAUCAGGCUCUGCUGCUGAUGAUGCUUCAGCAGUAGCUGCUGCUCAGGCUGCUGCUGCUGCUAAUGCUGCUGCUGCUGCUGCUACUGCUGCGCGUGCUGACGAUCCUGGCCCUGCAGCUGCUCCUGCACCUGCUGAUCCCACCUCUGCUGCUGCCCCUCCUGCUGCUGCCCCUCCUGCUGCCCCUCCUGCUGCUGCCGCUCCUGCUGCUGUCACAACUUCUGUCCCCCCUGCCUCAUCCAUCCGGCCUUUGUCCGAUCAGCAUCACUAUCGGAUCUCUCAUCUUCCAGGGAAGGAAGGGGACCGAUGCUUCCAUGUGAUAGAUAGGGUGCGCAGGAAGAAGAUACCAGUGGAGUAUGAUUCGAGUAGGGAGGCUGCUGCUGCCCUUGCUGCCAUUCGCAAGGUGAUUGCGCAUGUGGCACAUGAAGCAAAGAGGCAAAAGUGUUGAGUUAAAAUAGUGGUUGUAUGUAACU